This is a messenger RNA of Heterotrigona itama, 1026 nucleotides long. Lineage: Eukaryota; Metazoa; Arthropoda; Insecta; Hymenoptera; Apidae. The record is from the annotation of a GenBank genome assembly.
AUGUCGUUUUGUAUGAGGCUCGCACGCAGUAAACUCAUCCGUUUAUUAGGAAGCAUAGCUAUGAGAUGUUGGGCUUUCUCUGGGACUUACAUACUUGCCUGUUUUCUUCUAUACUGGUUGUACGGUGGAGUUUCUGCUUUCUUUCUACUUUGUUUCGCCACCACAGGUAUAUUAUAUCACAGAGAAGAUCAACUUGUAUAUCGUCCAGAGUCUCCAGCUAAUUCUCGGAUAUAUAUUCCUGCACCGUCGAUAUUUAAUUUACCGUAUCAAAGCAUUUACAUUAGAUCAGGGGACGGUACAAUGUUACACAUGUUCUUCAUUUCACAGUCGGAGGACAAAGCAAAAAAGGUGCCUACAUUAUUAUUUCUUCAUGGGAAUGCUGGUAAUGUGGGACAUAGGCUAAAGAAUGCGGUUGGAUUGUACCAUACUAUCCAAUGUAACAUUUUGAUGUUGGAAUACAGAGGCUACGGUUUGUCACAGGGUUCACCAUCUGAAGAUGGUUUAUACAUGGACGCUCGUGCAGGAAUUGAUUAUUUAUCUAGUAGAACUGAUAUAAAUACAAAUGAGAUAAUUGUAUUUGGUAGAUCAUUAGGUGGUGCUGUCGCUAUUAAUUUAGCUACAAAGCCAGAGAAUUCGCAAAGAAUUUGGUGUCUUAUACUUGAGAACACUUUUACUAGUAUCCCCGAUAUGGCCGCAUUACUUUUUGGAUUAAAAUGUUUACAAUAUUUACCUCUUUUUUUAUAUAAAAAUAAGUAUUUGUCCAUCCUCAAGGUACGAUCAGUAACGGUACCUACGUUAUUUAUUUCUGGUUUAGCAGAUACGUUAGUGCCUCCGCGUAUGAUGCAGGAACUUUACAAGAAUUGCAAAAGUCCGUGUAAAAAGAUACUUUCAAUUUCGGGAGGUACGCACAAUGAAACGUGGUGUCAACCGCGGUAUUAUAAAAACAUAUGUAAUUUUUUAAAUGAAUUAAGGGAGAAUCCGCCGGUUCAAGUGACGUCUAGUCACUGGCAAAUAGACGAUAUAUAA